AUGGAAUCGGAUAUCGGGCUUAUUCACGUUACGAACAACCAUGGGGCGCGCACGGAAGGCUACGGCGGUAACCCCGAGGCGGUUGGCGACUCCGCCUACCCCGCGGACCACCCUCUUUCCGAAGAAGUGGCGGAUAUCCGCCUCCUCACGAAAGGUUUCAUCGCGGAGUUUCGGAUCAAGAACAGCUUCCUUUAUAUGGAUAUGCUCCGCGGAAACCUCGCGGCCGGGCUUUUCUUUCUCGAGCUCCAAAUGGCGCACCUCCAGCAGUACAGCGGGGCGCUUUUUAACACCCUUCAACACCACCCAACUCGGGUGUUGCCGGCGAUGGAGCACGCGAUUUGGGAGGUGGCGCGGGAGCAUCGUCUGUUCCCCCGCCUCGCGCGCCCGACGUCGAUCCAGGUGCAGCUUUUUUGGGGCGUUCCGCCGACCUUGUUAAGGCAACUCGCGCACGCCCCCGUCGCGCAACUGCUCUGCGUGAGUGGGAUCGUCAUUAAGUCGAGCGCGGCGCACCCGCGAUGCGUUCGCGCCGCGAUCCAAUGCACGAGUUGCCGGAGUAAAACGUACAUCAACGGCGGCGGUCGUGCGGUGGAGCUGCCGCCGCAAUGUUUGGAAAACCAAGGCGGCCAUGCGGCCGGCGGGGGACGGCCUGGGGGGAAAUGUCGGCCCAACCCCUAUGUCCUCCUCCCCACCGCCUCGGAAUAUGAGGAUCAACAGGUGGUGAAGCUGCAGGAAUUGCCCGAAGACGUCCCCACCGGCGAGCUCCCACGCCACCUCACCGUCGUCGUGGAUCGCUACCUGGUCGAUCGGGUCACCCCCGGGGCGCGGGUGCAAAUCGCCGGGAUCGUCGCCGUUCAGGAAAAACGCGGCGGCGGAUGGGGGGGGGGGCGGGAAGGGUAA
Messenger RNA from Phytomonas sp. EM1, 897 nucleotides. The record is from the annotation of a GenBank genome assembly. Lineage: Eukaryota; Euglenozoa; Kinetoplastea; Trypanosomatida; Trypanosomatidae.